Molecule: messenger RNA, 2001 nt
Organism: Pteronotus mesoamericanus
Lineage: Eukaryota; Metazoa; Chordata; Mammalia; Chiroptera; Mormoopidae
Gene: SSC4D
Product: scavenger receptor cysteine rich family member with 4 domains
Exons: 10
Coding region: 1-1761 (586 amino acids)
Cellular component (GO): membrane
Source: RefSeq, a predicted model, not a curated record
AUGAUGGAACCAUCAGAAAGGCCACUGACUGGCUGGACACACAAGGAAGCGGAAAUUCGAAUUGGUCCCCAACCCGAUCAGAGCAGGGGGUGGAGGCCCGGAGACAGGAGUACAGCCCUUGCACCCAUCCCCCCAGCCCUAUCCUUCCUCCUCCUCUUGCCACUGGCCAGUGCCCUACAGCCCACCCCACUGCCCUUUCCAGAACUGAGGCUGGUGGGGGGUCCGAGCCGCUGCCGGGGUCGCCUGGAGGUCCAGCACGGUGGCUCCUGGGGCAGCGUCUGUGACGAUGACUGGGACGUGGUAGACGCCAAUGUGGUAUGUCGUCAGCUGGGCUGCGGCCUGGCGCUGCCUGUGCCGCGGCCCCUUGCCUUUGGCCAGGGCCGAGGCCCCAUCCUGCUGGACAACGUGGACUGCCGCGGGCAGGAAGCUGCUCUGAGCGAAUGCGGCAGCCGAGGCUGGGGAGUCCACAACUGCUUUCACUAUGAGGAUGUGGCUGUCCUGUGUGAUGAGUUCUUGCCCACGCAGCCCCCAGUGAAGAAAGUGUUAACCAGUACGGUGCCCCCUACAACUCCCAGGAAUGGGAAUGGUGAGGGCAGUGUGCGCCUGGUGGGGGGCGCGGGCCUGUGUCAGGGCCGAGUGGAGAUCCUGCACAGCGGCCUGUGGGGCACUGUGUGCGACGAUGACUGGGGGCUGCCAGACGCCACUGUGGUCUGCCGCCAGCUGGGCUGCGGGGAGGCCCUGGCCGCCACCACUAACGCCUUCUUCGGCUAUGGCACGGGACACAUCAUGCUGGACAACGUGCACUGUGAAGGCAGUGAGCCCCGCCUGGCCGCCUGCCUGAGCCUGGGCUGGGGCGUGCACAACUGCGGACACCAUGAGGACGCAGGAGUACUAUGCGCAGUUCUAGGCCCUCCGACUCUCCCAGCACUGCCACCCUCUGCCACAAGAGAGGACUGGGCCUGGCACACAGAACCAGAGGCUACAAGACUUGGUGCCUUCUCUUCCAGAGAGACAGCACUCUUUACCACAGCCUCCUGGGCAGCGGGGAAAAAAAGCGGGCGGCUGCGGCUGGUGGGCGGCCCGGGGCCGUGCCGCGGCCGUGUGGAGGUUAUGUACGCCGGGGGCUGGGGCACCGUGUGCGACGAUGACUGGGAUUUCGCGGAUGCGCGCGUGGCCUGCCGCGAAGCGGGAUGCGGGCCUGCGCUGGGUGCCACGGGCCUCGGACACUUCGGCUACGGCCGCGGCCCCGUGCUGCUGGACAACGUGGGCUGCGCCGGCACAGAAGCCCGCCUGAGCGACUGCUUCCACCUGGGUUGGGGUCAGCACAACUGCGGCCACCACGAGGAUGCGGGAGCGCUCUGCUCAGGCCCAGAGGAGCUAGGACUGCAAGUCCAGCACGAUGGUUCUGAAACAACCCGAGUUCCCACUCCUCGGCCCAGAGACGGACACUUACGUCUGGCAAAUGGAGCCCACCGAUGUGAGGGGCGCGUAGAGCUCUUCCUAGGACAGCGGUGGGGCACUGUUUGUGAUGAUGCCUGGGACCUGAGGGCAGCCAGGGUCCUGUGCCACCAACUGGGCUGUGGCCAGGCUCUGGCAGCUCCUGGAGAGGCCCACUUUGGCCCAGGUCGAGGUCCUAUCCUUCUGGACAAUGUCAAGUGCCGUGGAGAUGAGAGUACCCUUCUGCUCUGCUCUCAUAUCCGCUGGGAUGCCCACAACUGUGACCACAGCGAGGAUGCCAGUGUCCUGUGCCGGCUGUUGUGACCCAGCCCACUCUGCAGACCACUUUUUCGUCCUGUGGCCUGCCCCUCUGCCUCCAGGAAGCCUUCCUCCUGUGUCAGCUGCAGUUCAUUUAGCCCUUCCUUCCCCUUGCCUGGAAGAGAGCCUGGCCUGAUGGUGUGGCCAUGCAUGGUGCAGCCUGGCUCUAUCCCAUCAACUUACUGUGUGAUCUCACCUGUUAUCAAUUGUUGUGGGCCCAAUUCAAUGAAAGGCCCCACUUCCUGC